AUGAAGGGCAAUGUCUACACAUGCGGACCUCUGGGCCGCCCAGCGCUGGUACCUCUGGCACAGGUCACUCUCUCUGAGGCCAAAAACGAGAUGCCCAGCGUCAAACACUCGGCUGGGCGCCAGGCUGUGAUCUCAGAAGGAGUGACUCCUGUUAGCAAGAAGGAUGGGACAUGUCCCGAAUGCUCAGAGGCCUCCGGGGAGCCCAACGUGUUCUGCUCUAAAGACACCGACUGCCCAGGCAACAUGCGCUGCUGCAGCUGUGGCUGUGGCCGAAAGUGCAUGCUCCCAGUUGAAGCAAACCCCGGCUACUGCCCAAAGUUCAACUCCUCUGAGAUCACCAUCUGCCUGGCCAACUGCACCACGGAUGAAGAAUGUGGGAGCGGAGAGAAGUGUUGCUCCAGGGGCUGCCUUUUGACCUGCAUGCCUGCUCAGCCAGCUCAUCCAGGCAAGUGCCCUCGGAAAGAAGUCCUGCCAUCCAGGGCCCGUUGUAGGAACUCCUGCAGCGAUGACCGGGAGUGCGACUCCAGCCAGAAAUGCUGCUUCUCCGGUUGUGGACUCAAGUGCAUGGACCCAGAAACAGAUAUCUGCAAAUUCCCUGUGGAGAAAGGUCCAUGCAAAGCCUACAUGCCCAUGUUUUACUACUCAUCUAAGACCAAAACGUGUGAGAUGUUCAUAUAUGGAGGCUGCAGAGGAAAUGAAAACAGGUUCCCUACUUUGGAGAUGUGCCUCUCGACCUGCAAGUACCGAGAUGUCUGCAAGCUGCCCAUGGAUCCAGGUGGCUGCGACAGCCACAAGAUCACAUACUACUACAACUACACUAGCAAAACCUGCGAAGGUUUCACCUACAAGGGCUGCAAAGGCAACGAGAACCGAUUCCGGACCAUAGAGCAAUGCCGAAGCACCUGCUUCUACCCUGAAAUCUGCAAGCUGCCUGCGGAUCCUGGGCCUUGCAGGGCCUACAUGCCCAUGUACUACUACAACCACCACAACAAGUCCUGCACGCUCUUCGUUUAUGGGGGCUGUGAGGGCAACGCCAACCGGUUUCCCACUCUGCAGCAGUGCGAACAACAUUGCUGGCACCCAGAUAUCUGCGUGCUGCCUCCAGAAACUGGACCCUGCCACGAUUACUCCGGCCAGUAUUACUAUUCCCCAGCAGAGAAGAAAUGCCUGCCUUUCCCUUAUGGGGGCUGUGAUGGCAAUGCCAACCGCUUCCCCACCAUCGAGGAAUGCAUGGAGACCUGCAGCAGGAAAGAUGUCUGCACACUCCCUCCUGAGUCCGGUCCCUGCUUGGGAUACUUCCCACACUACUAUUACAACCCAGCCAACAAGAGUUGCGAGAGGUUUAUUUACGGCGGCUGCGGGGGAAACGGCAACCGCUUUGAAACCCAGAAAAAGUGCAUCUGGCAAUGCAGGAAUCCAGAUAUUUGCAAGCUCCCUCCAGAGACUGGUCCAUGUGCGGCCGCCAUGCUCAGGUACUACUAUAACUCUGCUACCAAGACCUGUGAGACCUUCUCCUACGGCGGCUGCGAGGGGAACGACAACCGCUUCAACACGCAGAAAGAGUGUGAACAUGCCUGCAAGAAACCCGCUAUCUGCAGGCUCCCCAUGAAUCCUGGAGAAGGGGACCAUGCGAUACCCAUGUACUAUUAUGACCCAGUGGGAACUGUCUGCGAGGAGUUCACAUACAAAGGCCACAAGGGCAACCCAAACAGAUUUGCAACACUGGUCGAAUGCCAGGAAAGCUGCCGAGAUCCAGAUAUCUGCAACCUCCCCAGCAAGCCUGGCCCAUGCGAAGCCCACAUCCCAAGGUUUUACUAUAAUUCCACCACCAGCAAGUGUGCAAAUUUCCACUACGGAGGCUGUCGCCCGAACCCAAAUAACUUUCUGACCGAAGAGGACUGCCAGCUGACCUGCAAAGGCCCAGAGAAACCGGGUUCCUGUCCCCCGGGAGACCCUCCAAACUGCCUUGUGACUUGCCAGAAGGACUGCGACUGCUCCAGGGACCAAAAGUGUUGCAGCGAUGACUGUGGCCAAGUGUGCAAGGACCCAGUUAAAGGUCCCCUUCCUCCUGGGGGUCUCUUAAUCGUACCUCCUCGUGAGGUCCGCGCCCUCGGCCGCCAGACCUUCUUUGGAGAGAGGCAGGGCCCCCGUCCCUCUGUGGACUUCGAGUCACAGUCACUAUCCCUCUCGCGGCCGCCGCUUCCCGACCACCUCUUCCGCGUCUCCACUCUCUCCCCGCGCAAUUCUGCCCCUCUCCUCUUAUCCUCCUUGAGGCCCCUCCUAGUUCCUCCUGCAACUCCACCUCUUGCUCCGCCUCCUCCCUCGUCUCCACCUGUCUCUCCACCUGGUCCCCAUUAG
Molecule: messenger RNA, 2358 nt
Organism: Sceloporus undulatus (fence lizard)
Lineage: Eukaryota; Metazoa; Chordata; Lepidosauria; Squamata; Phrynosomatidae
Product: papilin-like
Exons: 14
Coding region: 1-2358 (785 amino acids)
Biological process (GO): negative regulation of peptidase activity
Cellular component (GO): extracellular region
Molecular function (GO): serine-type endopeptidase inhibitor activity
Source: RefSeq, a predicted model, not a curated record